Dermatophagoides farinae (American house dust mite) is the source of this 852-nucleotide messenger RNA. RefSeq names its product Glycoprotein hormone beta 5 (gene Gpb5). Gene Ontology annotation, cellular component: cytoplasm; extracellular region. The record is from RefSeq and is a predicted model, not a curated record. Gene Ontology annotation, molecular function: hormone activity. Gene Ontology annotation, biological process: G protein-coupled receptor signaling pathway. Lineage: Eukaryota; Metazoa; Arthropoda; Arachnida; Sarcoptiformes; Pyroglyphidae.
UUCAUUCAUCAACAUUGUGGUGGAUCAAAAAGACAAAAACACAUAACCGUCGACGACGAUUGGACAGACUCACUUGGAAUUGAUCGGUCGUGUCGUGGAAGAAACUUUGAAAGCGAUCAGAUUGUCAUUGGACCACCAUUGAUGGCUAUUCAUCAUCGGUGGAUGAUCAUCAUGGUUCUGUUGAACCAGCGAAUUGUAGUCAUGUUGAUGACCGUUUUCAUUUCAUUCGUUUUGAUGCUGACAUUGCCCGCCACAGCGAUAGCGAAAUCGGCCAAUGGCCGAAAUGGACGCAUGAUGACAGAAGCGACCAGCAACAACAACAACAACAACAUCAAGGAAAGACGCAUCAACGAGAAGAUUCGUCGCAAGUAUUUGACUGUGCAACGAACCUUGGAUUGUCAUGAACGUUCUUUCACAUUCAAAGCGGUCCAAACAGAUCCUGUGACCGGACUGCAGUGUCGUGAUUACAUACGACUAUUGUCGUGCUGGGGCCGUUGCAACAGCGGCGAGAUUUCUGAUUACCGGUUUCCAUACAAACGUUCAUUCCACAAUGUCUGCAUUCACGAUGUGGUCGAAAAGCGGUUAUUCGAGCUGACCGAUUGUGAUGCUGGAGCGCCCGAAUAUCUACGCUCAUACGAAACGGUCGUGGCCAAGUCGUGCGUGUGUCGACGAUGCGAAACCUCGAUGGUCAACUGUGAAAGUGCAUCCAUUGAUCUUGAUUAUAUGUAAUGCUCGAGUACUUUACUUUGUUGCUUUGUCGUUUUGUCGUUUUGUUGCUUUGUUGCACUGUUUCCCCCUAUUCCCUCCCUCCUCCUCACACAUAAAUUUCCAAUAAAUUUUUAGUUCAAACAA